AUGAAGACGAGUAACCAGGCUGACCUUAAAGAUCAAGUUGAAGUUCUGAUAGAACCCGCUAAAGAUGUCACCAAUGCGAUUGUUAGCGAGAAAGAAGACGGUAAUCUUCAAGUGAAGUUUACUCCAAUAGUACCAGGCGCUUACAGCAUUGAAGUGAAGAUCAAUGGCGAUAAACUUCCGACCUGUCUUUUUAAUAUACAGGUGAAGGAACGCGAGCUUGUUGUAGUCAGUAAUUUGGACUUGAAAUUCUUUCAAGGAGACGAGCUCCAAGGCUUAUUUGGAAUUGCUAUUAACAUGGAAGGCAAUAUUGUUGUUACAGAUAACCAUGGACACUGUGUUUACGUUUUCGAUAAAGAAGGCAACUGUUUAAGGAAAAUUGGUGGCCUAGGCAAAAAUUCUGGACAAUUUAAGUACCCAGACGGCGUUUCUUUUUUGAACGACAACGAGAUUCUAAUUGCAGAUUACGAUAAUCAUAGAAUACAACACUCAAAUAUCAAGACAGGAAAUGUUGUGAAAACCUUUGGAAAACGUAGUGCAGGAAAACGAAAGUUUGAGAAUCCAAUUGAUGUUUGUUCGGAUGAUGAAGGACGCAUUGUUGUAGCCGAGUUCAGCAAUAAUAGAAUACAGGUGAUAUCCAAGGAGGGAAGAACUCAUUCCAUAUUUGGAGGCAGUGGUCCAGAGAAACUCAACCAUCCAGUUGGCUGCAUUCCUUUCAAAAACAUGAUUUUUGUUUCGGAUAGAGACAAUAACUGCGUUAAAGCUUUUGAUCAGUAA
Messenger RNA from Orbicella faveolata, 774 nucleotides. RefSeq names its product E3 ubiquitin-protein ligase TRIM45-like. Gene Ontology annotation, molecular function: zinc ion binding; protein binding. The record is from RefSeq and is a predicted model, not a curated record. Lineage: Eukaryota; Metazoa; Cnidaria; Anthozoa; Scleractinia; Merulinidae.